AUGGAAAAUACAAAUAUCAGUUCGGGCUCUCUUGUAUACGUGACAGGCAACGUGACAGCCUCCGCAAAUGGAGUACCCGACUCAGCGUUUGUGGUGUUCGCCGUUAUACUGACAGUGAUUUGGAUUUUCGGAACCUAUUUCAACUUGGUCUGUAUGUUUGUAUUCUUGACGAACCGUGAACUUCGAACACAUACCAAUAAAUUCAUCUUUGCACUCAAUACGUGCGACUUUUUAAUUUGUUCUAUCGGUAA
This is a messenger RNA of Candidula unifasciata, 251 nucleotides long. NCBI's taxonomy places the organism in Eukaryota, Metazoa, Mollusca, Gastropoda, Stylommatophora, Geomitridae. The record is from the annotation of a GenBank genome assembly.